This is a messenger RNA of Brienomyrus brachyistius, 2549 nucleotides long. Its product is annotated as heparan sulfate glucosamine 3-O-sulfotransferase 6-like. The record is from RefSeq and is a predicted model, not a curated record. Lineage: Eukaryota; Metazoa; Chordata; Actinopteri; Osteoglossiformes; Mormyridae. The transcript has 2 exons. Bases 430 to 1542 code for a protein of 370 amino acids. Gene Ontology annotation, molecular function: [heparan sulfate]-glucosamine 3-sulfotransferase activity.
GACGAGCCCCACACGGCGAGCGCCGCUGACUCGGGUCCGGACCCACGAGACGGGGAACUGGAGCGUAAAGCGGCGCUGUCAGCGGCCCCCAAAUACAUAUUCAUACAAAUAUUGGACCGGAGACUGGGAAACGUUGGCUGUCAACACCGCUGGCAAGUGCAAAGGGGAAUUAGUUUGGGAAAAGGAGCGGCAUUGACUAAGGCAUUGAAUUAGGAGAAACAUGCGUGUCGCGGCGCUGGAGCGCUGGAGGCAGCGGGGACGCGCUUCCCACCGCUCCGCACACAGGGCGCACAGCCUGGCGUCGACGCUCCGGAUGUCGCUUUAUCUCUGCUAACGCCUUCGGACCGAAACCCAGCGUGUCUUGGGACUGGACCGAUGCAGCAUGAUCCCCGCGUUCAGCUUUUUGCUCACUGAUCAGGAUCGCGACUCAUGGGAUGCGACACAUGGAGAUCUAAGGUCAACUUUGGACCGCUGAAAACUCAGUCCAAGCUGCCGGCUUUCUUUACGAUGGUGCUUAUUUUCACCUAUUUAUUUUACUCUUUGACUGGAUACAGCUAUUACCUGUCAAGCCCCGCGUAUGACCCCGAAUCAGCAACCGGCGGCGUUGAAUACGGCGCGCCGGGCACCUCCCUGAGCGGGGUCGUGGCUCCGGUGCGCUUCCCUCCGCAUCCGAUGAGUCGCCGGAACAGGACUCAGGGGCCAUGGUCCAACGAACUGUCCCCCGGCCGUCAGACGCGGGGCGACAUCUCCAUCCUCAGUAACGGCGGGAUAAAGAGGUUUCCCCAGGCGAUCAUAAUCGGCGUGAAGAAAGGCGGUACCCGAGCCCUGCUCGAGUUUCUCCGGAUUCACCCCGAUGUCAGAGCCGUGGGAUCGGAGCCACAUUUCUUCGACCGCUUCUAUGAUAAGGGACUGGAGUGGUACAGGAGCCUGAUGCCCCGCACCCUGGACGGCCAGAUCACCAUGGAGAAGACACCCAGCUACUUUGUGACACGCGAGGCCCCCCAGCGCGUCUUUGCCCUGAGCGGCCAGACCAAACUCAUCGCGGUGGUGCGCGACCCUGUCACCCGCGCCGUCUCAGACUACACGCAGACCAAGUCGAAAAAUCCGGCUCUGCCCCCGUUCCAGGACCUUGCUUUCCGGAAUGGCAGCCGCGGCCCGGUGGACACGUCCUGGAGUGCCGUACGCAUCGGCAUCUACGCCAAGCACCUGGAGAACUGGCUUCGCUUCUUCCCGCCCUCCAGCAUCCUGUUUGUGAGCGGCGAGCGGCUGGUGCUGGACCCGGCCGGUGAGGUGGGUCGCGUGCAGGACUUUCUGGGGCUGCGUCGCAUUGUGGGAAACAAGCACUUUUACUUCAACCAAACCAAGGGCUUCCCCUGCCUUAAGAAACCCGAGGGCAGCAGUCGGCCGCGCUGCCUGGGCAAAUCUAAGGGCCGCCCUCACCCUGCCAUCCCACAGGGGGCGCUGCAGCGCCUUAGAGACUUCUACAGGCCCUUCAACCUUAAGUUUUACCAGAUGAGUGGCCAAGACUUUGGCUGGGACUGAAAUAUGCUGCAGUGGAAUGUCACUUGGUCAAAGGUGCUAUCGAACUGUGGACUGUCUUUCCACUUCCUUCUUCUCAGCGUCACAAGAUGUUGCUGUAGCCCCAGAACCUGCUAGAAUAUAAUAGCUCCUCAAAAGAACAUCAUUAGACACGUCCAGGAAAUUAUAACUACAAACUGACAGUUAUCUAGAAUUGCUCAUCAGAACAGAGCACAGCUAUGGUCAGGAUGGGGGGCAAAGGGGGACUCACACACUGUCCUGGAGGUCACAUAUUCUCCCAAACCACAUGCCUUUUGACACAGUUCAAAGACACCAAAGAAAACUGGUAUUACCUUCUGUUCUUCCCGAUGACACGCUGCGGUGUCUCUUACGAUUCACUCUGAAUCGGGGUCACUGACAUGUCGAUCCGGUGACCAGCCAGACUCGGUCGGUAUGCCUGUGUGUGUGUGUGUCUGUGUCAUUUAAUUUAUUUGAGAGUUUGGCCCACAACACCAUCAACAGCACAGACACACAGGUGGGACAACAAGCAAUAAAGAGUUUAUUUUUAGCUGUGGAUUCCAGCUUUCACACAUCAAUACAUUUAUCACUGUCCCAGACAAUACAGCUAUUUCUGCGUCACAGAGACAGGCGCAGGCUGUCGAGUUAGGCCACAGUUUACCCUUCAGUCUGAGUAAAAGAGGAGUCCGUCAUGUGGCCCAGGCUUCUGUGAUGGAGCUCACUGACAACCUGCCACGUUUCACCUCACAGUAUCCAAUGCAAUAGGUUUGUUAGUGAGAUACCUUUACAGACAUCCUGCGAUUUCGCUGGUGGGUGCUGAAUCACUGCUGCCUAAGGGAGGAAGGGCGCCCAGGUAUAACCUCACCACACAGUGCUUGUGAGGAUGUGAAAUGUAAAAAAAUCAAUCCACAAUAACAUUUCUGACAUUUUUUCUACAAAGAAUACUGUUAAGUAUGUGCCUGUAGAGUUUAAAUCCACUAAACUGUAAAUAAACCAAAGUUAUUUGUGAGUAA